AUGACUGAUGUGGAAUCUACAUAUGCAGAUUUUAUUGCUUCAGGAAGAACAGGUAGAAGAAAUGCAAUACAUGAUAUCCUGGUGUCCUCUACAAGUGGGAACUCUAGUGAACUAUCCCUAAAGUUAUCAGAACUUGAUAUAAAUAAAAGAGAAGGUGAAGGAGAUGCACAAAGAAACCCAACUGAACAAGCUGGGGAGACCCAGGGGGAAGCAGCGAAACAAGAAAGCUGA
Molecule: messenger RNA, 231 nt
Organism: Emys orbicularis (European pond turtle)
Lineage: Eukaryota; Metazoa; Chordata; Testudines; Emydidae
Gene: PKIA
Product: cAMP-dependent protein kinase inhibitor alpha
Exons: 2
Coding region: 1-231 (76 amino acids)
Biological process (GO): negative regulation of cAMP-dependent protein kinase activity
Cellular component (GO): cytoplasm; nucleus
Molecular function (GO): cAMP-dependent protein kinase inhibitor activity
Source: RefSeq, a predicted model, not a curated record